Messenger RNA from Manihot esculenta (cassava), 689 nucleotides. RefSeq lists its product as uncharacterized. The coding region runs from base 183 to 572 and encodes 129 amino acids. The record is from RefSeq and is a predicted model, not a curated record. The transcript has a single exon. NCBI's taxonomy places the organism in Eukaryota, Viridiplantae, Streptophyta, Magnoliopsida, Malpighiales, Euphorbiaceae.
GCUGUAACGCUAAGAGCCAAAAAUUAAAACUAACCCAUGUGGUCCUCUUUCACAAAUAAAUUCUCAACCCCCAAAAUGCUGAAAGAUACCUUUGUCUCCGCACAUAGUCAACUUCAUCACUCCCACUAAUCUAUAUAACCUUUCUCUGCCUUUCCUUCUCAUCACCUCUCUCCCAUACUCACAUGGCUCUCCAUGACGACACCCCUAACCACAAAACCCAUCUCUCCGUCGCCUUCCGGUGGCCUACUCGCCGGAGAAUUUCGCUGCGCAGGCGGAAACUGCCAUCUGUGCGUUUAGGUGGAAAGAAGCAAAGACGAGGUUUGUUUUUGUUGAGAAUGCUGAGACGGAUGAGAGUAAAGUGGCUAAAAUUGCAUUACUCGUGCUUGUUAAGGAAGCUUAAGGAAUAUUAUAGGAAUUUGAUUAAGGAUGUUAUUGAAGCUGGAGCUACUAUUGAGGUUUAUCAGCAGAGGCUUGUAAUGGAGGCUAGCUUUGGUGUUCCUGUUAUGGGUUUUAAUUUCUCUAGCUAUCCUUCCAUGGCUGGAUCAGAUCGCCCUCCAUUCAUUUUCAUCUAGAAAUUUCUUCUUCUUCUUCUUCUUCAGUUCUAUUUCUUGUUUUCUUGCCUUUUUAUUUUUGUCUAUCUACUUGUUGAUUACAAGAAGCUGAAAUGAAAAACAAACUCUUCCUUUUCA